AUGGAGCAUACUGCGCAUAUAUUUCCUAUUAUCAUCAAGGGUUCCCCACCAGUAAUGUCUUCUAAUCCCCGACGACAAUAUCGUUUAAAUCUCCGGUCAAUUAAGUGCCUCAAAGAACCCCGUGUGCGGGUAUGGCAAGCGCAGUGGCCCCUGGAGCCAGCACUAUCAGCGGCUAAAAUGCCUCGAGCAGCGCACGCCCACGCACCCCACGCUUUUGAGAUCCAAGCCUCAGUACCUGCUGGACUUCAGGGCAGUGGGUAUUUCGCGCCUUCCGUCCGCAGCGAUCUCCGUUUACCCCGCUCAUUUCUUUUCCUAAAUAAGAAAUGA
Messenger RNA from Saccharomyces cerevisiae S288C, 327 nucleotides. RefSeq lists its product as uncharacterized. The coding region runs from base 1 to 327 and encodes 108 amino acids. The transcript has a single exon. The record is from RefSeq and is marked reviewed. NCBI's taxonomy places the organism in Eukaryota, Fungi, Ascomycota, Saccharomycetes, Saccharomycetales, Saccharomycetaceae.